This is a messenger RNA of Zingiber officinale, 3006 nucleotides long. RefSeq names its product probable methionine--tRNA ligase. Gene Ontology annotation, cellular component: aminoacyl-tRNA synthetase multienzyme complex; cytosol. NCBI's taxonomy places the organism in Eukaryota, Viridiplantae, Streptophyta, Magnoliopsida, Zingiberales, Zingiberaceae. The record is from RefSeq and is a predicted model, not a curated record. Gene Ontology annotation, molecular function: ATP binding; tRNA binding; methionine-tRNA ligase activity. The transcript has 18 exons. The coding region runs from base 65 to 2554 and encodes 829 amino acids. Gene Ontology annotation, biological process: methionyl-tRNA aminoacylation.
UUUAUAUCUCUCGUCUUCGGUCUCCGUCGUCAGAAGCCAAAUCAAGCUUCGUUAAUCGUCGGCGAUGGAUGACACUCCAGCUCCGGAUUCACCGAAGCUGCCAAUCCCUGGUCGCCGGAACAUCCUCAUCACGAGCGCCCUCCCCUACGUCAACAACGUCCCUCACCUCGGCAACAUCAUUGGAUAUUUUCUGCUUUUGUAUGGACGAAAUAUGAAUCUUUUCCGGAUUUUCGAUGAAGGCGUUUUGAGCGCGGAUGUGUUUGCUCGGUACUGCCGCCUAAGGGGUUAUAACACCAUAUACAUCUGUGGCACGGAUGAGUACGGGACCGCGACAGAGACGAAGGCUAUGGAGGAGAAUUGCUCUCCUGAGGAAAUUUGUGAUAAGUACCAUGCAAUUCAUAAGGAUGUUUAUAAGUGGUUUGACAUAAGCUUUGAUGAGUUUGGGCGCACAUCCUCUCCACAGCAGACCCAAGUCUGUCAAUCAAUUUUCCAGAAACUGAUGGAGAAUAACUGGUUGUCCGAGAAUACUAUACAGCAGCUUUAUUGUGAUUCAUGUCAACGUUUCUUAGCUGAUCGUCUUGUGGAGGGAACAUGUCCUACACUAGACUGUCAUUAUGGGUCUGCACGUGGUGAUCAGUGUGAAAAGUGUGGAAAAUUAUUAAAUCCUACUGAACUAAUAGAUCCAAAAUGCAAGGUUUGCCAAAAUACCCCACAUGUACGUGAUACAGACCAUUUGUUUCUAGAGCUACCUUUAUUAAGAGGGAAAUUGGAAGAAUAUAUUGAUGCUAUGUUGGUAGUUGGCUCGUGGAGCCAAAAUGCUGUUCAAGCAACAAAUGCAUGGCUGAAGGAGGGCUUGAAACCGCGCUGCAUCACUAGGGAUCUAAAAUGGGGGGUUCAUGUACCACAUGAAAAAUAUAAAGAUAAGGUUUUCUAUGUGUGGUUUGAUGCACCAAUUGGAUAUAUCUCAAUCACUGCAUGCUACACUUCUGAGUGGGAGAAGUGGUGGAAGAAUCCUGAAAAUGUAGAGUUGUAUCAAUUCAUGGGGAAGGAUAAUGUGCCAUUUCACACGGUAAUGUUUCCUUCCACUCUACUUGGAACGGGAGAAAAGUGGACAAUGAUGAAGACCAUCAGUGUGACGGAAUAUUUAAAUUAUGAAACAGGAAAGUUUUCUAAAACUAAGGGCAUAGGAAUUUUUGGUAAUGAUGCAAAGGAAACAAAUAUUCCAGCAGAAGUAUGGAGAUAUUAUUUACUUACCAAUAGGCCUGAGGUAUCUGACACCUUAUUUACAUGGGUAGACUUGCAGGCUAAGCUGAAUAGCGAAUUGCUCAAUAAUCUGGGAAAUUUUGUGAAUCGUGUAUUGAGCUUUAUUGCUAAACCUGAAGGAUCAGGGUAUAAUUCUUUCGUUCCUGAUGCGCCAGAUGCAGAAUUACACGAUCUAACCAAAGAUGUAGGAGAAAAAGUUGGUAAAUUGGUUUAUCAAUAUCUUGACGCUAUGGAAAAGGUAAAGUUAAAGCAGGCAUUGAGGAUUGCUAUGAGCAUAUCUAGCGAAGGAAAUGCAUAUCUGCAAGAGAGCCAAUUUUGGAGGCUUUACAAGGAAGAUCCUACAUCUUGUGCCAUUGUGAUGAAGACAGCAGCUGGGCUUGUCUACCUUCUUGCAGCUUUGCUAGAACCCUUUAUGCCUUCUUUCUCCAAGGAAGUGCUAAAGCAACUAAAUUUACCACCUGCAUCACUUCUCUCAUUCUACGACGACAAUGGAAUAUCAAAUAUUGGGAAAAUGCCUUGGCAGUUUCUGCCUUCUGGACUCUGUAUUGGGAAACCUGAGCCACUAUUUAAGGAACUUAAAGAUGAAGAUGUAGAGUAUUUUAGGGCAAGAUUUUCAGGUAGCCAAGCUGAAAGAAGGAAAGCAGAAUCUGAUGCAAAUAAGAUAGCUGAACAGCUAACGAACACCAAUAUAACAGAAACUAGUGCAAAGAAACACCAAAGCAAAUCAGGUCAAAAUACAAAGGCAGAGGCUGCAGAAACUGAUUCAUCCAUUUCAAAACUAGACAUCCGAGUGGGCAUCAUAAGAAAAGCUCAGAUACAUCCAGAUGCUGACAACCUUUACGUGGAAGAAAUUGAUGUGGGCGAGGAAUCAACAAGAACAGUAGUUAGUGGACUAGCCAAGUGCAUUCCUCUUCAACAAUUGGAGAACCGCAAGGUCUGUGUUCUUUGCAACUUGAAACCAGCAACAAUGCGUGGCAUUAAAUCUCAUGCCAUCGUCCUGACUGCAUCAAGCAACGACAAUACAAAGAUGGAAUUGGUUGAUCCACCUGCGGCAGCUGCAGUGGGCGAACCAGUGACUUUCCCUGGAUACUCCAAUGAACCAGAAAGAAUAUUAAGUGCAAAGAGCAAGGUGUGGGAGAAGGUGCAGGCAGAUUUGCAUACAGAUUCAGCACUGGUGGCCUGUUACAGGGAUGUCCCCUUCACAACAUCGGCUGGGGUAUGCAAGGUCGCAACCAUCGCCAAUGGCGUAAUAAGUAUUAGGAAACACCAAAGUGUGGGUUCAAUAGAGUGACAAGACCAAGAAAAAUGCACAAGAUAAACUCAAAAGCAGUUGCCUCAGAUUUGCAGAAUAUCAACACAGCCCCAAGAGCUAAUCAGCCCCGAAAGAUGGUAUUUUGAUGAUUAGGUUUCUUCACAGGCAACAAGAGAUCAGUGAGCACAACACAAAUGUUUACCAAUAUUCCUUUAAAAAAAAGAAUAAAUUUUGCGUAAGAGCGAAUUGAGAAUGGCUCAGAAUUGCAGAUUCACAACAUGGCCAAAAGAGGCCAAUCAGUCCCAAAAGAUGGUGUGAUCAACAAGCGAUUCUUCACAGGCGAAGAUGUAAAUCUAGCACUGAAAUCACAGAUAAAGAACGAAAAAAAAAGGUUGAAAGAUCAAGCGAGUUAAAACGCCUCGGAUUAAAAGAAUGACAGCAUGGAUACAAUGAUCCAAUCAGCCCCGAAAGAUGGUAUUUGGUUUCGGAUU